This is a messenger RNA of Mercurialis annua (annual mercury), 1431 nucleotides long. RefSeq lists its product as uncharacterized. The transcript is spliced from 4 exons. The record is from RefSeq and is a predicted model, not a curated record. The coding region runs from base 136 to 1185 and encodes 349 amino acids. Lineage: Eukaryota; Viridiplantae; Streptophyta; Magnoliopsida; Malpighiales; Euphorbiaceae.
UAUCCAAAAAAAAGUAAUGAAUUCUAAAUGUUAGGUUAGGGUCACUGUGUUUGUUGCCGCCCGUCUCUUUUCAUCAUACUGCUACGGCUACUGAUACAAUCCAUUUCAAAACCCUUCCCUCAAAACUACCACACGAUGCCACCUAAGUUGCCCAGGGGGCGGCAACAUAAGCGACGCAGGACGUUUUUUUCCAGGUUCGGGCGUUUUUUGGCCAAGGCAGGCGCUCGUCGAGUAGCAGUACCAGUGGCAUCCGCGUUUCUGGAGCAUGGACUCGAACAAGAUUCGAGUCUCAGUCCUCAAGAGAUGGAUGCAUUCUAUAGUCGGUUGCAAGGGACGAUUUUUAAAAUCCGUAUGCAAAAAGAACAACAAGUAGGGGAAAAAGGAAAGACAAUCACGCUGACCACCUAUUUCACUGGCUUUUGCAUCUCAGCCGAUGGAUUAAUUUUGUCCAGGUACUUUAAUCCUGAAUCUGUCAAUAUAUCUGUUCAAGGUCCUGGUGAAUUAACUUUUUCUAGAGUAGAUUUGAUUCAUCAUGAUAAUGAGAGGGGUCUGAUUUUGAUGAGGGCUAAGCAUUGUAAAACUUUUGAGUUUGUAGAUUUUACAAAAGAAACACAACAUGUGGCUGGACCUCAUGUGUAUUCUUUUGUUUAUCCUAGCGGCUGUUCUUCUCCGAUGCUGUUGAGGGGUCAUUUGGCUUAUCACUGUAAGCCUGACAGUGAUAUCGACCCUCCAGAUAUUUACCCUAGGUAUAGAACAUUAGAAUAUAUUUUUGAGGGUACAACAAGUGUGAUAAAAAAUCUUGGUGUAAAAGUGUGUUUAGUUCAAAUUGCUAGUUUAGGGGCUUCAAGGGAACUAAAUAGGACUAGUAACAGUUUUGGGUUUGAAGAGGGAUAUGGUGCCCCGGUGUUCAAUGCUGUUGGGGGUGUUUUAGGUCUAGUUUGCUUUCAAGAAGCAGGAUUCGAUUUUGCUAUUCAUGUUAAUGUCUUGAAAGAGUAUGUUUCUGGAUAUUCUUCACUUCCUAUUCCACCCGCCUCACGAGAUGUCUCAUCUGACACGCAUGCGACAACACCCGGACAAACUAAAUCCUUCAUUGGAGGACGGCCUCGAUAUACAAGACAAGGAGCAAAAGGAAAGAGGCAAAACUAUACAUAUUAUUGUGAGGAUGAAAACUGUUAUUGUAGGUGAAGUGGACUGUGGUGAAGAUUAGGCAGCGGAGGUGAAUCCAAAUGGACAAUUUUGUUAGAUGGUAAUGAUGUUAGAUGACAUUGGUUCGAUGGUAAUUUAAAAUUUCAACCUGUAUAUUGGUUUUGGGCUGUAGAAUCUUUAAUUGAAUUUUAGUUUUGCAUUGAACUUGUUUUUCUAUUUUCUUUUGGGUUUCAUGUAUGAUACAAUACAAAUCUUUAAACUUUGAUGUGGGAUCUUGGUUUAGAA